UUCUUUACAGAAAGAAGGUGAUCCUGCUCCAGUGACUUGCUGCUUCUGCCAGUGACAAGGUGGUGGUGAGAAUCCUGGAGGGCAGCUUCUCUCACUGAUAAUAAUAACAGCGGCUGUUGCACCAGUAACAAGCUGAGGUUGCAGCUUCCCAGCUAUUGGCUCUGUGGCCCUCAGGAUUUUAAUGUGGGGUGUGAGCAGCCUGGGGCCUGCACACUCGGGUUAGGUUGCAUGGCUUUUUGUAGAAGUGAGUGUGUGUAUGUGUCUGUGUGGGGGGGUGUGGACAGAAAUGGUAGGAUUCCACCUGUGAGUGAGGGACAGAAAUGGAGCCUUGGGGAAAACAUACAGUUGUGUCCCAGACAGAAAGAGUAUCAGAAAAAGAGAGCAGAGCCGUUGCUGUCAAGAGAGGCUGGAUCCUGGAUUCAGAGCCUACCAGACGGGGCUGGACCUCACCCUGCCUGAGUUGUGGCGGCUGGUGCCACACGGGCAGUGUCUUGGUGUGCGUGCAUAUGCCCAGGGUGGACUCUGUUAUGGGGUCAUUUCCUUCCAAAGGGAAGCCGCAGCCUCACUGGUCAUGGCCGCCUGAGCCUGGAUGUCCGUGUGGCAGAAACCAAGGAUGGGCAGGAGCCCACUUACACCAUCCCCAGGGCGUGCGGUCCACCCUGCUCUGCUCUGGAGGAAUCCAUUCUCAUGAGGACUCAGGGCUGCAAGAUGUACAAAAGGCCUGGAUUAAGGCACAUCUUACUCCCUGAAACUAAGUAGUGAAAGACUGCUACCCACAGCAGCACAGAGGAGAGGAAUUCAGACAGAGCCUGCCUGGCCCAAGGCGAGGUGGCAGCUCCCUGCUGUCCCGGGGAGCACAGACCCUGGGAGGAGGGUGAGUUCCAGCCCCACUGCAUCACUGCCCACUUGUGCUGCAGAGAACCCCAACUCCUAUUCCCGGAGGUGGGUGAAGAAACCUUAAGAAACCCGGGGCUGUCUUUACCAAGGCUCGGGCUCAGGGUUUCUCCAGAUGUUCCCGUUGUUGACAGCUGCUCAAGCAGGCUCGUCCCUGCACAUGGCAGAGACGAGCUCGUGUGGAAGAAGGACAAAACCAGAGAGCCAGGCUCCCCUUUCCCAUCGCAGGAAGCUGUCUUGGCCAUGUAACAUAUGCUUGCUGAGGGUGUUCUGUGUUACCCACCAAUGGAAGGAAAGAGUUUUAAGAGUUCUCAAAUAAGGGCACAUCCAGCAGCAAGGUUCUGGUUGGGGACUGGGCACUGGGGACCCCUGGGAGCUCAGUCACAACCCUGCAGAACCCGGUUCACAGAGGAGCGGGCGUGGUGGAAAGUUGAUGUGGGCACCCACAACCUUGUUGGGGAAUUGAAUGAGAAAUAAGGAGAGUGAACUAGAAAGUCCCCUGGAGAAAGCAGCAAAACUCAGAUGAACUUCUCUGAGUUCUCUUCUCAAAGAGAAGGGGGGAUUCCCAAAAUAAGGGGGAUUGUUAUCUCCUUAGGAAACGUAGAAGGGUGAAGGACAAGGGCAGAUCGAUUCUGUAAUGAUUAACAUAAGUGGGGCACCCAGCCCUGCAGUGACGUGCCCUUCUGUUAAUUGGCUCGAUGACAGCAUAAGACAAAGGAAUCCCACGUAGGAGACUCAGUCGGAGCCGAAAAGUCAGCUGCUCCUACAUCUGCGGAGAUGGCUGCGGGGCCACUGCUUCCCCUCCCGGCACUCACGGGGCUGCUGCUCUGCCUGUGUGCUGGGCUCUGGGCUGAGGGCGGGAAGGUGCUGGUGGUCCCCAUGGACGGCAGCCACUGGCUCAGCAUGCGGGAGGUUGUGGAGGAGCUCCACGCCAGGGGCCACCAAAUAGUGGUCCUUUCACCAGAGGUGACUUUGCACAUCAAGGAGGAAGACUUUUUCACCCUGAAAACCUACGCCACUUUGUACACCCAGGAAGAAUUUCAGGACAUCAUGCUGGGACAGAGCUACCUGAUUUUUGAAAGAAUGCAUUAUCUAAGAACAUUUUGGAAAACUGUGGAAAUGAUAAAAAAUAUGUCUCUCAUGUUUCAAAAGUCUUGUGAGGAGCUGGUGCAUAACAAGGACCUGAUCAGGCAAUUGAAUGCCAACGCCUUUGACGUGGUCUUGACGGACCCCCUCUACCCCUGCGGGGCAGUGCUGGCUCAGUACCUGUCCGUUCCUGCUGUGUUUUUUUUGCGUGCCCUUCCAUGUGACUUUGAUUCUGAGGGCACACAGUGCCCAAACCCUUCCUCAUAUAUUCCUAGGCUACUAACGAGGCUUUCAGACCACAUGACAUUCCUGCAAAGGGUCAAGAACAUGCUCUACCCUCUGGUCAUGAAGUAUGUUUGCCACAUUUCUUUAUCUCCUUAUGCAAGCCUGGCCUCUGAGCUUUUUCAGAGAGAGGUGUCACUGGUGGAUGUUUUCAGCUACGCAUCCCUGUGGCUGUUCAGAGGGGACUUUGUGUUUGACUACCCCAGGCCGGUCAUGCCCAACAUGGUCUUCAUUGGGGGCAUUAACUGCGCCCACAGGAAGCCACUGUCUCAGGAAUUCGAAGCCUACGUUAAUGCCUCUGGCGAACACGGAAUUGUGGUUUUCUCUUUGGGCUCCAUGAUCUCGGAGAUUCCAGAGAAGCAAGCUAAGGAAAUUGCUGAUGCUUUGGGCAAGAUACCUCAGACCGUCCUAUGGCGGUACACUGGAACCCGGCCACCCAACCUUUCGAAGAAUACAAUCCUGGUCAAGUGGCUGCCCCAAAAUGACCUGCUUGGCCACCCGAAGACGCGAGCCUUCAUCACACACUCUGGCUCCCAUGGUAUCUACGAAGGAAUAUGCAACGGCGUUCCGAUGGUGAUGCUGCCCUUGUUCGGGGACCAGAUGGACAAUGCGAAGCGCAUGGAGACCCGGGGGGCAGGUGUGACCUUGAACGUCCUGGAAAUGACCUCCGAAGAUUUAGCCAAUGCCCUCAAAACUGUCAUCAAUGACAAAAGCUACAAGGAAAACAUCAUGCAACUCUCCAGCCUUCACAAGGACCGCCCCAUCGAGCCCCUGGAUCUGGCUGUGUUCUGGGUGGAAUUCGUGAUGAGGCACAAGGGAGCGCCGCACCUGCGCCCUGCGGCCCACGACCUCACCUGGUACCAGUACCAUUCUUUGGACGUGAUUGGCUUCCUCUUGGCCAUUGUGCUAGGGGUGGUCUUCAUUGUCUACAAAUGUUGUGCCUUUGGCUGCAGCAAAUGUUUUGGGAAAAAACGGGUAGUUAAGAAAUCUCAGAAAUCCAAGGCGAACUGAGGAAUGCGCAGGGCGGGGGUGGGGGCCGGGGGGGGAAAUGAAGGGGCCGAAUCUGCAGAGUCUGUGUUAAAUUCAUGUUAUGCCCAUCGAAGAAGUACUUUGAUUCAUUAUGUUAGACACCCCAGAGUGUUUUUAAUAAAAAUAAUUUAAUUGAUAGUCACACCUGGAGGUAGAAAUGUUUGAAAAUGUUUUCUGCUCCACGCCCCCAGUACCUUUAAUUGGACCACACUUGCUACCUCUCAAAUGACUUGCCACCAGGGUGGGCGGGGCCCCGGUCACUCCGCCUCACUUCUCUCACUCAGAAGGGGGCCAGUUUGAGGGCCAAGGCUGCCCCUGCCACCGGUGACGGUCCUGACACCAUCUGCCCCUAAACACUGUUGUAAUCAAUUCCUUCAGUAAGAAUGGCCGCUCCCGAUUUAUUUCCAUGCUUCACAGAUGUCACUCUGUGUAUGUCACGAAGGAAACGUGUGUUCCUUUAACACCUGGUGCCGUGUACUUGAGUGAGUGACCGAUACAGCAUCCUUUGAGAGCAGUGCACGAUUUCUCUCUUUGGGGGAAAAGUACAAUGUCUAAAUGGGUGGGCAGUGUGUUUGAGAGGGUGCUUAUUGCUUGUGCCAAAUGCAUCUGACUUUGAUAAAAGCCCAAAGUAUAUUUUUCUCUGGUGUAAGUCUUCUACAAUUAAAAACAGAUCAAUAAAUUUGUAUGUCACAUUUCUUAAA
This is a messenger RNA of Artibeus jamaicensis (Jamaican fruit-eating bat), 3992 nucleotides long. Its product is annotated as UDP-glucuronosyltransferase 1-6. The record is from RefSeq and is a predicted model, not a curated record. The transcript is spliced from 5 exons. Gene Ontology annotation, molecular function: UDP-glycosyltransferase activity. Lineage: Eukaryota; Metazoa; Chordata; Mammalia; Chiroptera; Phyllostomidae. The coding region runs from base 1672 to 3273 and encodes 533 amino acids.